This is a messenger RNA of Symbiodinium sp. CCMP2592, 2289 nucleotides long. The record is from the annotation of a GenBank genome assembly. NCBI's taxonomy places the organism in Eukaryota, Dinophyceae, Suessiales, Symbiodiniaceae.
AUGGCCGUUGCCCAGUCACAGCAAGCUGCCUUGAUGAAGUUGCGAGCAAGGCGCAGAGAUGGCAGGCUUCGCCAAGAGGUGAGAAUCCUCAAAGGCAUCACAAAAGAGAUCGCAUCCUCCGGAAAAGCAGGACGAUGGUGGGCGGUGGGCAAAAUUCUUGAAGACUUGCCUCGCCUCCGCAUUCAACCCAAUGGCAUCACACUCAAUGCAGCCUUGUCUGCACUGGGAAAUUGUCACAGAUGGCAACUGGCACUCCGGCUUCUGGGGGGCGCGAGUCGUGAGCUCCGUGCUGAGGUCCAAAGCUACAGCAUCUGCAUCACAGCAUGCACUCGCGCAGCCGCCCCCACGAUGGGUCGAGAGCUUUUUGACGAACUGAAACUGCAACGACAGCUUCUGCCGGAUCUCGUCGCAUAUGCUGCUGCAAUCAGUGCUGAAGCUUCAGCUGGCCAUUGGCAGCAGGCGAUGGCUCUCUUCCAGGAGAUGACUUUGCAGAAGUUGGUGCCAAAUGUGGUGGUACACUCGGCAGUCAUCACGGCAAUGGAGAAUGCCGCGCAGUGGAAGCUUGCGUUGGCCAUGCUGGCGGAGAUGUGCACCUCAGGGCCCCAGCCAAACGUGGUGAGCUUCAGUGCCGCUAUCAGUGCUUGUGAGAAAAGCCACGGGCGAUGGGUGCCAGCCCUGAAUUUGCUUAGCACCAUGCAGGAAGUCUUUGUGCAGCCGAACACCAUCACACUGAACGGUCUCACUGCCGCCUUUGUGAAAGACGGUCAGUGGCGAAAGGCCUACCGGCUCGUCGCUGCAGUUCCAGGUUUGAAGUGCCGGACUAACAGCAUCUCGCAUUGCUCGGCGAUUUUGGCCUGCGGGCAGGGCGAUGAAUGGACACGGGCUUUGUGGUCCUUCGCAUCUCUAGGGCACCUGAGCUUGGGCCAAAGCCUCUUCUGCAACAACUCGGCAAUCACUGCUUGUGGCAAGGUGUGGCAUCAAGCACUUCACCUUGCAAGCUCGCUCCAAGAGGGCAUGGCCCCCGAUGUCGUGACUUAUGGUGCUCUGACGAAUGCUUUGGCAGAGGGAACGCAAUGGCAGCUGGCAUUAGCAGUCUUGGCGGACAUGCACGGCUUCCCAGACUCGGCAUGUUUCUCCGCGGCUCUGACCGCAUGCGAACAUGCGGCUUGUUGGAGAGCAGGUCUGCAGUUGCUGGAGGACAUGGUAGUGGCUCGCGUUUUGGACGAGAUCGCUUGCACUCUGGGAAUCAGCAUGUGUCACAAAGCCGGGGAAUGGCGAAGUGCUCUUGCCGUGUUCGACGGGCUGAUCAAGAAGCAGGUUUCGCCUGGGGAGGCGAAUUUUGGAGCUGCAUUGAUGGCUUGCGCAGAUGGUGGGGCCUGGGUGUGCGCGGUCGCGCUGCUUGACGCCAUGAUGGAGCAAAAGCUCACACCAGAUUGCUGGGCUGCAGGAUCAGCUGCCCACGCCGUUGGGCAACGACUGGGCCCUGAAGCUGCGUAUGAAAUACUCGAGAAGUUCCGUGACCGCUGGCAAACCAAGCACUCCAGCCUUGACGCAUGGCAGCUGGCAACUACAAUCCAGGCGAAGGUGCUGAACCUGGCUUCAGGCGUCAUUGCACUGGAGAAGCCAGCAGGCAUUCGAACAGAAGACCUUGUGCAAGGUGCAGCAUGCCUAGUUUCCCGGUUGGACCAUCCUACGUCUGGCGUACUGCCCUUGCCCUUGGGCAUCGAGGGCUCUCUUCCAGCUCAGUGGCUCCAAGCACAGUUCGCGGCAAGACUAGUACAAAAGGAGUACCUUUGCCUUUGCGAGGGCGGAUCUUUGGGUGCUGUGGGCAGCACCGGGACUAUUGACAGUCCGUUGCAGACAACUGAAGUGAGCCACUUCGGCCGUCACUUCAGCCGAACCGUGGCUUCAUCUCAGGGACGAAGUGCCUGCACCAGGUUUGAGGUUCGCGAGAGGUUCUUAGUUCGUCACGGCGUGGAAGUCAUUUUGUUGCUGGCAAAGCCUCUCACUGGACGAACACAUCAGAUCAGAGUUCAUUUGGCAAGUAUUGGUCGUCCUCUGCUGGGUGAUCUGAGCUACGGCUUGCGAGACGAUUCUGUCUUCCCGGAUUGUCCACGGCUUUUCUUGCACUGUCGACAGAUCCAACUCCGAGAUUUGUCUGGCAAGUCCUUCGUGGCCGAAUGUCCUUUGCCAACGGAUCUUCGAGACGUGCUACUCCUGUUCAGAGGAGGACUUCAGAAGACGGGUGCUGCACAAAAGCUUGUGCCGAUGGUGUCGGCUUUGGGUUAA